Molecule: messenger RNA, 681 nt
Organism: Diversispora eburnea
Lineage: Eukaryota; Fungi; Glomeromycota; Glomeromycetes; Diversisporales; Diversisporaceae
Source: the annotation of a GenBank genome assembly
AUGAAUUUGAAAAAAAAACCUGCAGAAGCUGGUGUCAGCGAAGUCAAGGCUGUAUACUGUAACGUGGAUCGAACAUCACUUGGAGCGGGAAGGAGACUUGACCCGGUUGUUAUUUCGUUACCGAGCAGUUCUCCACCAGAAUUAUUCAUCUCCCUGUUUACUAAAUCUGACAAAUGUGUUCGAUAUGAAGAACGCAUGGAACCAUCAACACAAGAACUACCAGAAUCUUUUAGUACUCAAAAAACCGAUGAUGCGUCGAAUAUUUUCCAACCAGAUGAGUCACCUACAACAAUGACCAAGACACCAACUUAUGAAUAUUAUGGAUUUGUUCUUUACUUGUUAUCAUUCAUAGCAUUUGUAAUUUACUUAUUAUGGGCAUACUUGCCAGAUGAUGUUUUAAUAUCAUUGGGAAUAACUUAUUAUCCAAAUAGAUAUUGGGCAGUUGCAUUACCAGUUUGGUCUUUUGUAUUUGUGCUUUUCAUAUUUGUUGCAUUUAUUUCAAUAAAUCUUUAUAACACAGCUCCUCUUGAUUCAUUCAAUACAAUAACAGAUGAUCAAUCUAUUGUUAAACAAAAUUUUUCACAACUUUCAGAAAUUACAGAUGAUUUUGUACCAGAAUUACAUGAUAUACCAAUUGGUAUAGUUAAUGCUUGUUUAUAUCAAAAGAUAAAAGAAAAAUAA